CAAAUCACCAAUCCAUUUGUGUAUCUGAAAUAUUUACAAUUAGUUUAAGACAAGUCUCAUUAUGAUAACAAUAAAGCCGUCUCUCUUGUCCAAAUACUAAAUCCUGCCUAACAACUCCUCCGUAACCAAAUUCCUUCAAGCUCUCAAAUUCUCACAACCUCUCCACACAAAGGACCAGUAACAGAAAAAAAAAAAAGAGGAUAUUGUUGAUUGGACUGAAUUGAUUUGAUAUGUUGAGUCCGUUUUCGUCACCUAGGAGAUCGAGAAGAGGAAACAAAGAAAGCAAGAAUCCUUAUUCAAAUCAAGGACUUGACAAGUUCUCUGCACUUCUAUCUGAGCUCGAUGAGAAAAGACAGAGCAUUUACGCAAAGAGGCUUGAUCCUGAUGGACCGCCUCUUGUUCGGUUUGUCUUCACUAGCUCCGGCGAGUGCGUCCCUGUAAUGAUCAAGACAAAGAGGGCAAGUCAGAAGAAGGAUGUUCUAGAUGAUUUCAAGGUCAAGAAGAAGGACGUUCUAGAUGAUUUCAAGGUCAAGAAUAAGGAUGUUCUAGAUGAUUUCAAUGUAAAGACCGAAUCAAAAACAGAGCAGGAAAAAGAAAUAAAGCAAACAGAUUUGGAAACAGAGCAGAAACAGAGCUGUGUAUUGAAUGAGAAUCUGAAGAAGAUUUCAAGACCAAACCAUUUAUUACCCGUGACAGUGGUGCUGGUUCUAAUAUUAUUGGUGUUUUUCGGACGGACCGUCUCGAUCAUGUGCACUUGUAUCGUUUGGUACUUGGUUCCAAUGAUCAAGGAACAGAGCAGAAACAGAGGAUCAACAUACGAGACGAAGAGGAGGAAGAAACUAAAUAUUGAAAACAGAGCUGCUCCUGAUAAAAGUGAAACCCGGUGACGAAAAUCAAAACUUUUUCUUUUUUUGUGAAUUUCUUUUAUUCGUUUCAUCUAACAUUUUCCUUGGUUUCUUUUGUUCUGUCUUCUCUGUUUUGUCCAUAGUUGUUAAUUUUGAGACAGAAAGAUACGUAAAUUCUUCUUCUUUGUUUCUCCUUUCUCUAAUGCUAGUGAAAUGUAAACUAUUCAAACUGAUUAUUUUUGUUGGUCGUGGUAAAGUGUUUCUUGAUUCAUUUGUGUACAACUUUCGUCUAAUUGAUGAUCUGUAAAUGAAAUUUUUUUAGUUUGGAGUUUUGA
Arabidopsis thaliana (thale cress) is the source of this 1180-nucleotide messenger RNA. Its product is annotated as ZCF37. Lineage: Eukaryota; Viridiplantae; Streptophyta; Magnoliopsida; Brassicales; Brassicaceae. Bases 231 to 887 code for a protein of 218 amino acids. The record is from RefSeq and is marked reviewed. The transcript has a single exon.